Messenger RNA from Onthophagus taurus, 948 nucleotides. Its product is annotated as E3 ubiquitin-protein ligase CCNB1IP1-like. Gene Ontology annotation, molecular function: ubiquitin protein ligase activity. Gene Ontology annotation, biological process: reciprocal meiotic recombination. The record is from RefSeq and is a predicted model, not a curated record. Gene Ontology annotation, cellular component: synaptonemal complex. Lineage: Eukaryota; Metazoa; Arthropoda; Insecta; Coleoptera; Scarabaeidae.
UUCAACAUAAUAUGUACAAAUUAAUUAUAAAUUUAUUUAUAUGUACUUAAUUUAGUUUAGACAAACUUCACGCGAUACUUAAAACAGGUAUAAACACGCCAUACAAAUACAAAGAAGCAUUUGAAAACUUAACCUCAAAAAUAAUUAGUUACAAGAAAAAUAAGUGUGUUUGCAGCAAAAUUUAAAAAGGUUAAAUCUGCAAAUAAAAAUGGCUGAAAUCCCAAUGCGUUGUAAUUUACAAUCAUGUCGAGUAUUAUUGGAAAAAAAAGGUUUGGUAACUUCAUGUUCCCAUAUUUUCUGCCAACAACACGCUCAAAUAAGUGUAAAAGCUGGAAAAUGUUUAGCUUGUUCGACGGUGUUUAAUAAUUCAUACGAUUACAAUAUGACCGAUAUGCAACCUACAGAUCAAUACAAAGCGAUGAUUAUAACCGGUUUAAAUCCUGAACAAAUACUCGAUAUAACCGGAAGAUCGAUUUCGUUUUACACGUACCAAUUGAGUAAUGAAUGUCGUUUGAAGGACGAUUUAUUAAAACAGUCUAAAAUUGAAAUGGAAAAUAUUAAAGCCAACUUUAAAGCGGAUUUAGACAAAAUGCACAGACUUAGUAACGAUAUGAAAAAAGAAUUAGAUGAGAAAUCGGCCGAAGUGCAAAAAUACAAAGAUCAAUUGAUGCAAAAUAAUCGAUUGCUUAAAAAACUUCAAAUGGAAUUGUAUUCUUGCAAAAGGCAAAUAACAACUUUUAAGACUACAAAUAGUCCGCGUGUUGAUACGCCGUCGACACCGUCAUUAACUCAAUUGGGAUUAAAUACGGGAUCAACACAUAGAAGUGAAGAUAACGAUUUUCAAUUUUGGGAUGAUAAUGGAUCAUCAACUCCUUAUCUUCAACGAUGGCAACCACGGCCAAUAAGAAGAUUUAACGAUUAAAAUGAUUACAUUGACUAAAUCAGCUA